AUGGCACUGACCAUUUCCCUUUUGUCCCUGCAGGUGCGUUUCUUGGAGCAGCAGAACAAGAUGCUGGAGACCAAGUGGAGCCUCCUGCAGGACCAGACCACCACCCGCUCCAACAUCGACGCCAUGUUUGAGGCCUACAUCUCCAACCUGCGCAGACAGCUGGACGGCCUGGGCAACGAGAAGAUGAGAUUGGAGUCGGACCUGCACAACAUGAAGGGUCUGGUGGAGAACUUCAAAACCAAGUAUGAGGAUGAGAUCAACAAGCGUAACGAGUCUGAAAACAAUUUUGUUCUCCUGAAGAAGGAUACAGAUUCUGCAUACAUGAUCAAGAUGGAGCUGGAGGCCAAGCUGGACUGUCUCACUGAUGAGAUUGAGUUCCUCAGGAGUAUCUAUGAUAUGGAGCUGCGUGAGCUGCAGGGCCAGAUCAAGGACACCUCUGUGGUGGUAGAGAUGGACAACAGCCGUAACCUGGACAUGGACUCCAUUGUCGCUGAAGUGCGCGCCCAGUACGAGGACAUCGCCAACCGCAGCAGAGCUGAGGCCGAGACUUGGUACACACAGAAGUAUGAACAGAUGCAGGUGUCAGCCAGAAAGUAUGGGGACGACCUGAAAAACACUCAGGCAGAGAUCGCAGAUAUGAACCGUAAAAUCAUGAGAUAUCAGUCUGAAAUUGACAUGAUGAAGGGUCAGCGCACCCACCUGGAGAACCAGAUUGCUAAGGCAGAGGAGCGCGGUGAGCUGGCGGUGAAGGACGCCAGACUUCGCAUCAACGAUCUCAAGGUGGCCCUGCAGAGAGCCAAACAGGACACGACCAUGCAAGUCCGCCAGUACCAGGAGCUGAUGAAUGUCAAGCUGGCCCUGGACAUUGAGAUCGCCACCUACAGGAAGCUGCUGGAGGGAGAGGAGAGCAGGCUGGUGACUGGAAUCAAGUCGGUCAGCAUCUCCAAACAGUCUUCUUCAAUGAACUACAACUCUUACCCCCUGGAGAGCAGUCACACCAUUAGCUACGUCCGGGGCUCAAUAGGCGGAUGCAAGAGCAGCAGAACUUACAUCAGUGGCCAUGAGAACAGCCAUGUAGGCCACAGUUUUGACCUGCCUGGCAGUAUCAUCCUGGGAGCCACCAAUGGUAUCCAGGUCUCUACCAGCAGAGACGUGGAUGCCAGCAUCAGCCUGGGAGGCAGCAAAGGCACCAGCAGAGAUGUGGAUUCCAGCAUCACCCUGGGAGGCAGCAAAGGCACCAGCAGAGAUGUGGAUUCCAGCAUCACCCUGGGAGGCAGCAAAGGCACCAGCAGAGAUGUGGAUUCCAGCAUCACCCUGGGAGGCAGCAAAGGCACCAGCAGAGACAUGGAUUACACUGUCACCCGAGGAGAUGAAUGAGGAGACUUCGCCAUCACAGGCGACCAUGGAAUUUGUCUAUUCUUUCUGUAACAGAUUUGUGCUUCCACAACCUACUUUUCAGCCUUCCACAUUCAUUUGACUUUUCUAUCCAGGUUAGUACAUAAUUUACCUGCCAAACAGUGACCUUUCAAACAGGCUAAUUAGAUCCACCUGGAAUCACAGGCAGUCUAACUGUAACCUAAUUUUCCUACCCACAAAUGGUCCGGUUUAAAGUGGUAAAUGUGAAGGGUUAUGUAUUCCUGAAAGGACCCUGAAAGUCGACCCCUUAUGUCUAUUUGGCCUACUUGUGUGAUCUCGUUCACUGUCAAUGGAUGCUAUUCAUCUCAUUUGUCUGUCCACACCUGAGUCACCAGCAGGUGCCAUUGUAGCAGAUGUUUUUCUCUCUGCUUGCUCAGAGACCCAUUAAAGCACUAGGAGAACAAACAA
Messenger RNA from Oncorhynchus keta (chum salmon), 1824 nucleotides. RefSeq names its product intermediate filament protein ON3-like. Gene Ontology annotation, biological process: intermediate filament organization; keratinization. Gene Ontology annotation, cellular component: keratin filament. Gene Ontology annotation, molecular function: structural constituent of skin epidermis. The record is from RefSeq and is a predicted model, not a curated record. Lineage: Eukaryota; Metazoa; Chordata; Actinopteri; Salmoniformes; Salmonidae. The transcript has 8 exons. The coding region runs from base 1 to 1377 and encodes 458 amino acids.